This is a messenger RNA of Phacochoerus africanus (Common warthog), 3334 nucleotides long. It is a transcript of the gene NDST4, whose product is annotated as N-deacetylase and N-sulfotransferase 4. The transcript is spliced from 14 exons. Gene Ontology annotation, molecular function: heparan sulfate N-sulfotransferase activity; deacetylase activity. Gene Ontology annotation, cellular component: Golgi apparatus. The record is from RefSeq and is a predicted model, not a curated record. Bases 674 to 3292 code for a protein of 872 amino acids. Lineage: Eukaryota; Metazoa; Chordata; Mammalia; Artiodactyla; Suidae.
AAAGACCGACUACAGCUAAACCAGAAGCACAGCAGCAGUAGCAAGAGCAGAGCAGGAGCAGCUGGUAUUCCGGUGAUUAAAUAGUUCCCAUAGCCUUUUUGCUGUACUCGGUCCGCUCCCUGGUGUAAUUCUCGUGUCCAAGAAGGAAGCUGCAUUUUAACGGUGUGCUGAACAGAGGUUUGAAUCAUUCCAGCUGGCUGCUUGUUUUGAAAAGGACAAUGUGUGUAUAAAUAAAAAGAGACUCUGCUGGAAGAGUUCAGAUACUAGGACUGGAGCUAAAGAGUGCUCUCGGAAUAUUAAGGCAGAUUGUAUGAACUGAAAGCUCCUUCUAAUUAACCUGCAGGCAAGUGAAUCUGAAUACUGGAUAUCCAUUUUAUAACUCGGGAUAGACUCAAGUUAGAAAAAGAAAAAAAAAUUGAAAUGCUUCUCUAGAUAAUGUUUAAAGGACUCUACAGCAAUCUUUGGUUUUGGACAUACUCAAAAUCUCUUCAGCUUUCACUCUCCUGGUCCAUUGUCCCCCAGCUUUAACUUGCAAUCCCAUCAAACAUUUUACAUGGUUUGCAAUGGUUACAUGAAUUUUUGGGAAGUGGCAUUUGUACCAUCUCAUACUUUAUUCACAAUGGCACUUUAGGAAAAGAACUCGGAAAAGACUUCCAAAGCAGUAUUUUAAAAAAUGAAUCUUAUUGUGAAGCUUCGGAGAAGUUUUCGAACCUUGAUUGUUCUCUUAGCUACCUUUUGCUUGGUGAGCAUUGUCAUUUCCGCCUAUUUUCUCUACUCUGGCUAUAAACAGGAAAUGACACUUAUUGAAACCACUGCAGAAGCAGAAUGCACUGAUGUUAAAAUCCUACCCUAUCGGUCAAUGGAGCUGAAGACAGUUAAACCUAUUGACACAUCCAAAACUGAUCCUGUUGUCCUCCUGUUUGUGGAGAGCCAGUACUCUCAACUCGGUCAAGAUAUCAUCGCUAUCUUGGAGUCCAGCCGAUUCCAGUAUCACAUGGUCAUUGCCCCUGGCAAAGGAGACAUACCUCCUCUUACAGAUAAUGGCCAAGGGAAAUAUAUUUUAGUGAUUUAUGAAAAUAUUCUGAAGUACAUCAGCAUGGACUCAUGGAAUCGAGAGCUUUUAGAAAAAUACUGUGUGGAAUACAGUGUUAGUAUAAUUGGUUUUCAUAAAGCCAAUGAAAACAGCUCACCAAGUACACAAUUAAAAGGUUUUCCAUUAAAUCUUUUCAAUAAUCUAGCUCUAAAGGACUGUUUCGUCAACCCUCAGUCUCCUUUGCUGCAUAUUACCAAAGCGCCCAAGGUUGAGAAAGGCCCUCUUCCUGGGGAAGACUGGACAAUUUUCCAAUAUAAUCAUUCAACCUACCAACCUGUGCUUUUAACUGAAUUACAGACAGAAAAAUCCCUUUCAUCCUUGUCUAGCAAACCACUCUAUGCGACAGUGAUUCAGGACCUGGGGCUCCAUGAUGGAAUUCAGCGAGUUCUUUUCGGCAACAACUUAAACUUUUGGCUGCACAGGCUCAUCUUCAUAGAUGCCAUCUCUUUCCUGUCAGGGAAGAGGCUGAUGUUGUCUUUGGACAGGUACAUCCUUGUGGACAUUGAUGAUAUCUUUGUUGGCAAAGAAGGAACAAGGAUGAAUGUCAAAGAUGUAAAGGCAUUACUAGAGACUCAAAAUUUACUGCGCACUCAGGUUGCAAAUUUUACCUUCAACCUUGGAUUUUCAGGGAAGUUUUACCACACAGGGACUGAAGAGGAGGAUGCAGGAGAUGACCUUUUGCUUCGGUCUGUGGAUGAGUUCUGGUGGUUUCCUCACAUGUGGAGCCACAUGCAGCCCCACCUCUUUCACAAUGAGUCAUCUUUAGUUGAGCAGAUGAUUCUCAACAAGGAAUUUGCACUGGAACAUGGAAUACCUAUCAACAUGGGCUAUGCUGUGGCGCCACAUCACUCAGGGGUCUAUCCAGUUCAUAUUCAGCUGUAUGCAGCUUGGAAGAAGGUCUGGGGUAUACAGGUCACCAGCACUGAAGAAUAUCCACAUUUGAAACCUGCACGAUACCGAAAGGGCUUCAUUCACAAUAGCAUUAUGGUCCUCCCUCGACAGACCUGCGGGUUGUUCACACACACUAUUUUCUACAAAGAGUAUCCAGGGGGCCCCCAGGAAUUGGAUAAAAGUAUCAGAGGAGGUGAACUUUUCCUCACAAUUCUUCUAAACCCAAUCAGCAUUUUCAUGACUCACUUGUCAAACUAUGGGAAUGACCGCCUAGGGUUGUAUACCUUUGUGAAUCUGGCCAACUUUGUGCAGAGCUGGACCAACCUGAAAUUGCAAACUCUGCCUCCAGUGCAACUAGCCCAUAAGUACUUUGAGCUCUUUCCUGAGCAAAAGGACCCUCUCUGGCAGAAUCCAUGUGAUGAUAAAAGACACAAAGACAUCUGGUCCAGAGAGAAAACUUGUGACCACUUACCAAAAUUCCUUGUAAUCGGGCCACAAAAAACAGGAACAACAGCACUUUAUUUAUUUCUUCUUAUGCACCCUUCCAUCAUCAGCAAUCUCCCCAGCCCCAAAACAUUUGAAGAAGUUCAGUUCUUCAAUGGCAACAACUACCACAAGGGAAUUGACUGGUAUAUGGACUUUUUCCCUACUCCAUCCAACAUUACAAGUGACUUUCUAUUUGAAAAGAGUGCUAAUUACUUCCAUUCAGAAGAAGCACCCAAACGAGCUGCAUCUCUGGUUCCCAAAGCCAAGAUCAUCACCAUCCUCAUUGACCCCUCAGACAGGGCAUACUCUUGGUACCAGCACCAACGAUCACAUGAAGAUCCAGCUGCCCUGAGGUUUAAUUUCUAUGAAGUUAUCACAACAGGACAUUGGGCCCCAGCUGACCUCAAAACUUUACAGAGGAGAUGCCUAGUGCCUGGAUGGUAUGCAGUCCACAUAGAAAGAUGGCUAACUUACUUUGCUACUUCUCAGUUGCUAAUUAUUGAUGGACAGCAGCUGAGAUCUGACCCAGCUACUGUGAUGGAUGAAGUCCAGAAGUUUCUGGGAGUUACACCUCAUUAUAAUUACUCUGAAGCACUAACUUUUGAUCCCCAAAAGGGCUUCUGGUGUCAACUGCUGGAAGGAGGAAAGACCAAAUGCCUUGGGAAAAGUAAAGGUCGAAAAUAUCCACCCAUGGAUCCAGAGUCUAGAACCUUCCUCUCUAAUUACUACCGAGAUCAUAAUGUGGAACUGUCCAAACUGCUGCAUAGACUGGGGCAGCCUCUACCAUCAUGGCUGAGACAGGAGCUGCAAAAAGUGAGAUAGCACCAGAGAGGAGAACCAAGGCCCUCAAGAUACUGACUUUUA